GUGGCUUCCUAGCUGACUACUGGGAGUGUUUACUGGGAUGCACUUGUUUCAGAUACAUGUAGUUAAUUCUUCACGUCGUAUGCAUGUGAAUGUUGUCAAAGACAGCCGGUAGCUGAUCUGGUGUCAGCUGAUCAUCACAGCAACAGCAGCAGCAGGCGGACCGCCGGAGCCGGACCCGGACCCGGAGCUGCUGCUGCAGGAGGCUUCCUUUGCCUACCGACCAUCCAGCCUGUCGGUCUGAUAUGGCGGAGAACGAGUCGUCCGUUGAAUUUUCCGGCUCUCUGACGAGCUCGACUCUUCCGCCGCCGAGGACCCGCAUCUUCAAGAUCAUCGUGAUCGGGGACUCGGGCGUCGGGAAGACCUGCCUCACCUACCGCUUCUGUGCCGGGAAGUUCCCCGAGAAGACCGAGGCCACGAUCGGGGUGGACUUCAGGGAGAGGCUGGUCGAGAUCGACAGCGAGAAAAUCAAGAUUCAGCUGUGGGACACUGCAGGUCAGGAGCGCUUCAGGAAGUCCAUGGUGCAGCACUACUACCGCAACGUGCAUGCCGUCGUCUUCGUCUACGAUGUCACCAACGCCGCCAGCUUCCGCAGCCUGCCGGCCUGGAUCGAGGAGUGUAAGCAGCACGCGCUGGGCACGGAGGUACCCAGGAUCCUAGUCGGGAACAAGUGCGACCUUCAAGACUCCGUCCAAGUAGGCACAGACGUGGCGCAGCAGUUCGCCGAUGCCCACUCCAUGCCGCUGUUCGAGACGUCUGCCAAGAACCCAAACAGCCAGGGAGACGGACAUGGCGGAGGAAACAGUGACCACGUCGAGGCUAUUUUUAUGACGGUGGCCCACAAGCUGAAGUCUCAGAAGCCUCUGGUACUGAGCCAGCCACCCGGGGGAUCAGGGGACACCAUCAACCUGAGCAGGGGGAGGGAUGACGGGGGAGACGGGGCCAGGAGCUGGGGCUGCAGCAGCUGCUGAGGGACAAACAUGGAGGGAAAGAGGGAGACAACUUCAGCCUGACGCUGCACAAACAGAAAGGAAGAAUGGAUCUGGCUAAAUGGCUUCACAAUCAGCACAAACACGUAGAUGAAAGGAGGACCCGAUGCCUGUGCUUCACUUUAUAAAUGACUUUAAAUGGUUGUGAGGUAGUAUUUACUGUAUGUCUUUCGGUUCAUGGAAAUGAUCCUGAACAAGGGGCCAAAAAUCUGAUUCUAAAUCAGUUAUUCUUCUUCAUCAGUUGCUCAGUGGCAACAGGAGACAUGGCGACAACCUGGCAUUAAGAAACAAGGGAUUGAAGGGAGGGAUGUCUUUCUUUACUACGACAGGACGGGAGAGCAGGAUGUCAUUUGUCACGCAGACUUGGGGUGGACGUAAUAACAGAACACAUUGUAAUCUGAUUAUAGUCUGUCUGCUUUGAAUCCAGCCGUCUCAUUAAAGGUGCCCUGCUGUGUGUUCUUGUUAACAAACACAGGUCUGUUCACAUGUUGUGUAUUUAUGAAGCCCAUCAAACAUGUUGAAUUCAUUUCCAACAAACAUAUUUGCUCAGUCAAUAUUUGAAAUCUUCUGAAAGUCCAGUGGCAUGUGAUGAUGUGAUGAUGUUAACCGUUAAGGUGAAUCCUUUAAAGCCCAUCUGCCAAACAGGCCUGCUAUACACAAUGAAUGUGGGGGGUUCAUGUACAUGGAUGGAUACUUGUCCUGUAUGUGAGCUUGUGAUAUCAUAUUGUGCAUGUGGUUAACGCCGUUGUAUGAUAAAGAGCUGACACUGUUCAACCCUUCGUAAGCCAUGAUGCACCAUAAGCUGGAUGUGUGUCGUGGCCACAGCUGGUCCUGUGGCUCUCUCUGCCGAUACCGCUGCACAUUAACGUCCAUCAGUCAAAGCCAGCGGCGGCGUCUCAGGACUCCGUGCACACAGAUGGAGAAGAGAGAAGAGAAGAACAGGCAGAGCUGCCGGCUGUGCUCGCUGCCUCUCUGAGGCGCAGUGGAACACAUCAUGUGGGUGUUUGAUUGUUUUACAUUUGGUCGCUGCUUUCUUCUGUUCAAGUGUCCUUUAUUUGUGAUGAAUGCCUCCCAUCCACCUCCACACAGGGCCCUGCUGUGGUCUCCUAUGGUUGCCUUUUCUUCACUAUAGCCAUGAACAACAAAUAAUGGCAACUGUCUCGUUGCAAAUGCCCAGAAAGAAAAAUUCAUUACAGAAUGCUUUCAAUUCCCAAAGUGACUGAUGAAUGAAGGAACCUACUGGGGACGAGUAGUUGCAAUGGUUCCUGUCAUGUGUGACCUUGCAAUAAAGCACCCUGAACAUUU
Messenger RNA from Sebastes umbrosus (honeycomb rockfish), 2291 nucleotides. RefSeq names its product RAB33B, member RAS oncogene family a (gene rab33ba). The transcript has 2 exons. Gene Ontology annotation, cellular component: Golgi apparatus; endosome. Lineage: Eukaryota; Metazoa; Chordata; Actinopteri; Perciformes; Sebastidae. Gene Ontology annotation, biological process: Rab protein signal transduction. Bases 243 to 968 code for a protein of 241 amino acids. Gene Ontology annotation, molecular function: GTP binding; GTPase activity. The record is from RefSeq and is a predicted model, not a curated record.